Coniophora puteana RWD-64-598 SS2 is the source of this 1983-nucleotide messenger RNA. RefSeq lists its product as uncharacterized. Gene Ontology annotation, molecular function: protein-membrane adaptor activity. Gene Ontology annotation, biological process: nuclear envelope organization. Gene Ontology annotation, cellular component: nuclear envelope; meiotic nuclear membrane microtubule tethering complex. The transcript has 5 exons. Lineage: Eukaryota; Fungi; Basidiomycota; Agaricomycetes; Boletales; Coniophoraceae. The record is from RefSeq and is a predicted model, not a curated record. The coding region runs from base 1 to 1983 and encodes 660 amino acids.
AUGAGAAGGACCCGCACCGUCGGGGUUCUCCUGAAACAGCCAAACAUGUGCUUCCUUGUGUGCGCCUGUGGCGAUCCUAUCACCGCUCAAUGCCAGGCAUUCAACAGGAUACUUGCUGUGGGCCCGGAAUCCCUUUGCGAAAAUUCCUUCCUAGAAAAGCGCCGCUCAGGCAAGAUCACAACUUCGCUCAUGAUUCAGGUUGAAACUAGGGUACAUGCCUGCCUGAUCGUGACCAGCACCGUUGUCCCAUCGGCCAGACCGAGGAUGAAGGCGCUAUCUGACGGGUAUUUCCAAACUAGAGACGUGACCGGCACCGGUCCUGUGAGCAGAAGCAUCAUUUGUCCCGACUUCACAGACCAGACAGCGGCUUUACCAUCCAAGCUCCCCGCAGCAAUGAGAGUGGUCCCCGGGCUCAAGCUAAGACAGGUCACUGCUUUUGUGAAAGGGACUGUUAAAUUUCGAGUGGCUCCAGCUUUAGUCAUGGAAGAAGGCGGCUCCGCUAAUGCUAAUCGACGGACUCCAAAUCAUUACACUAAGAGAUUGAGACGUCUAUCAACAGGAACUAGUGAAGACGACACCAUUAAACGCCUUUUUGCCAAACCACGGCAGCCUGGUCUCCCUCCUCCUCCUCCUCCUCCUCCUCCUCCUCCUCCUCCUCCCAUUCCUCCGCCCUGCCUAUUGCCUACGCUAGCUGUAGUCAUCGGGCUGACAGCUUGCGUCGCUUGUGCUAUGCUACUAUCGCAUGCUUCUCACUGUGUCUAUAAAACUGGCGAGGUCUUCAAUUGCGUUGUGCUCAACAAAGAUUGGCGGCUGCGUUUACCCUAUGACAUCAGCUUUGCGGAUCAUAUCUUGCUCACACGGCUAGACACCGACCGGGAGGAACAUAAUGCCUUGCAGGAGUCCAAGAACAUUAUGGAAGGCUUACGACGAGCUUACGACGCGCUCGAAGAAAGAGUGGAUAAGUUGGAGCAGAGUGCUCUUUCUUGUUCUACCCUUGCAGAAAGGGUGAUUGGACUCGAGCUAGAGGCUAUUUCUCGUAAAGAACUCAGCAGCCACAUUGAAGAGACUUUGCAACGCCAUUCCUUCGGUCACGCCAGCCUUCCUGACUUUGCCCUCAGUUCUUCCGGUGCCGAAGUCAUUUCUCUUCUCACAACAUCGCCCAGGAGCUACCGUAUCCCAUUCCUGUCCCCAAAAGCACAUCCACCCGAGCUUGCCUUGAAACCAAACAAAGAAGUGGGCUCCUGCUGGCGCAUUGAUGCUCGACACGGGCAGCUCGGUAUCCUUUUGGCAACAAAAGUCGUGGUUACGCAUGUCACUCUCGAACAUGCCCCAAAGCAAUUGACACCAGAGAUCGAACUGGCUCCCAAGCAAGUCGUGCUAUGGGGCAUGGUGAACGAAACAGAGAGGAAGCGCUUCACUAAAGCAGUUUCAUUACCUCAAAACUUGACUCAAGAACUCAAUGCUCGAUCAUCGCCUCCCAUAUCCCGAGACGGAACCUUUGUGCCACUGGCCUUUUUCAAUUACAGCAUACAUUCGCUAACACCGGUUCAAACCUUUCCUGUGUUGGAGGGUGUGCGCGAUCUCGGAGUUGCUUCAGAGGUGGUCGUGCUAGAGAUUGUGGAUAACUGGGGGAGCUCUGCAACAUGUCUAUACCGUGUACAGGUACACGGCGAAAAAAUCCACGGGCAAAGCGCAAGAAGGUCAAAAAUCAGCGAAGCCUUAGAUCGAGUUCUCACCGGGUUACCGAAUCACCAUUGGCCGAGGACAUUCAAGCCUAUUGCGCCAGGUUCGAGCCUGCAGCCGGUCUCUUCGCUCCGUCUGACACUUGUCCUUGUUAUGCAAGAGAGGGCUAUGGACAUUUUCAGCGGUGUGCGGGAGCCAAGGGAUCCGAGCGCUUACUUUGCACCGCCAAAAGACAGUCACCAUUGGAUGGCUAAAUUCAAAACGAUAACCUUACAAGCCGACGCGUGCAUAUCAAUGUAA